Molecule: messenger RNA, 2284 nt
Organism: Tigriopus californicus
Lineage: Eukaryota; Metazoa; Arthropoda; Copepoda; Harpacticoida; Harpacticidae
Product: probable N-acetylgalactosaminyltransferase 9
Exons: 1
Coding region: 384-2147 (587 amino acids)
Cellular component (GO): Golgi apparatus
Source: RefSeq, a predicted model, not a curated record
AGCUCAGUUGCUUGGACCUGCUGCCACGAUUCGAGACGAUUGAACUUCUGGCUCUGUCAACUCGGCGACGGGUUGGACGGCGUUUGGCACAGCUGUAACCAAAAGCACAUACACACAAGAAUGGUGCCAGCAAUGUAGUUUGUGCUCACCAGUUCCUUGCUUGACAAGUCAUCAUCACCCCUGAACAGAUAUUUUCAGUGCCGAUUCGUGGACCACAGAUCUGUCGCUCUUGGAUCUAAUCAAGGAUGGUAGAAAGUGCACUUUUUUAACGACCCCACAUUCGACACUUGUGAGCCAUCAUGAUUUGUUAUUAAUCCACUGACUUCAGUCAUUCAAUUAGCACAUUAGCCCGCAGUUCUCGAGGGUUGUUGCCAGACGCCAAUAUGAUCACGCCCAUCCGGUUGAUUUGGCUUAAGCUCCGCCAUCGUUUGAAUUGGAGGGUUAUCAAGCUGUUCAUGUGUAUGGGCUACGGAGUGUUCAUGAUUGCUUUGGUUAUACACAUGCUUCAAAGUAAUCCUGGACCGGUCAAGGCUCUCAAGUCCUCGCCAUAUCGACACCUUUACCUGGAAGAAGAGAUCCCACCGGAGAUAGUUCAGUUCGAAAAACAGAUUGUUCCAGGUCUGGGAGAAGAUGGGAAAGGCAUCGAGAUCAAGGACAAAAAACUCUUGGAUGAGACUGUGAAAAAGUAUGCUUUUAAUCGUCUGGCUAGUGAUCAGAUCAGUCUGAAACGAACCCUGCCCGAUGUUCGCCAUGAAGCAUGUAAAAAAAUUCAGUACGACGACACGUUACCUGCUGCAUCUGUGAUCAUUAUUUUCAACAACGAGAUUCUAUCUACAUUAUUGAGGACCGUAUGGAGUGUGCUGCAACGCACACCGCCCGAAUUUUUGCAUGAGAUCGUUUUGGUGGAUGAUGCCAGCAAUUUAACGGAAAUCUCUACUGUCCUGCCAAUUUACUUGAAGUACAGACUGCCAGCGAAUGUGAUACUCCAUAGACUUGUGGAACAAGUUGGGUUAAUUGGAGCCCGUCUGGCCGGGGCCAAAGUGGCCUCUGGCGAGGCUAUUAUAUUUCUUGAUUCUCAUUGUGAGGCCACAGAGGGAUGGAUACAACCGCUCCUCCAGAGAAUCAAAGACAAACCCAACAACCUUGUCAUUCCAUCCAUAGACUCGAUUAGUGACAAAACUUUAGCUUUCAAUGGCUUCCCUGGCGGCGUGGGAAUAUCGGUGGGAGGUUUCACCUGGUCCGGUCAUUUCACAUGGAUUCCAUUCAAGCACAAUGGUACUCGCAAGCCCAGCGACCCCGCGCCCACGGCCACCAUGGCCGGGGGUCUAUUUGGAGCAAAUCGUGAGUUCUUCUUCAAAAUUGGAGGCUACGAUGAAGGCAUGAAGGGCUGGGGUGGAGAAAACCUGGAAUUGUCCUUCCGAACCUGGAGAUGUCAUGGAUCCAUGGAGAAUGUGCCUUGCAGCCAUGUGGGGCAUAUUUUCAGGGACUUUCAUCCAUAUUUCAUUCCUCACGAUAGCCAUGGGAUAAACACUGCCAGAAUGGCCGAGGUGUGGAUGGACGAGUACAAACGACUAUUCUACAUGCACCGCCAAGACCUGCAGCGAGAAAUCCCUAGCCCAAUUGAUAUAGGCGAUAUCUCGAGUCGUGUUCAAAUCAAGGACACUCUCAAAUGCAAGUCUUUUAAAUGGUACCUGGAUACUGUUUACCCAGAUAAGUUUAUUCUGGAUGACCAAUCCAUCGCCUACGGCCGAAUACGGAAUCAAAAAUAUCCAAACAUAUGUUUUGAUCACUUGCAACGAGACACUGCUCAUAAAAAUGGAUUUUACUUCCUCGGCCAAUACCCGUGUCACAACGUUCUCGGGGAUUCGCAAUAUUUCUCGUUGAGCCGUGACAAGUUUGAGCUUCGGAACGAAUACAUGUGUGCAAAGUCGUUUGACAAUGAGGGCUCAAUCAAAGUUCAAAUGGUUGGUUGUAGGGACCAACAAUCACGCAAAACGGCUUGGAAGUUCGAAAAUGGAGCUUUGAUUCACGUUGAUUCUGGGCUUUGUAUAACUGCGCCCAAUGAUUCUGCUGGAGAAGAAUUAGUGCUAUCCAAAUGUGAUGGAACGAAGCAACAAAUGUGGGAUUUUGAGUUUCUAAACCCUUGAUACUUACUUAUUCUGAGCUAUUGGCUAUGAUAGGUAUUAACUUUGAUGUGAUACUUGAAAGAUUUAUUGAAAAUCAAACUGGGUGUUAUAUAUACAUAUUUGAAAUGCAAUAAUAAAACAGCAUUUUAAUUGUUGAA